AUGUCCGAGAUUCUCGCCUGUCAUCUCUCGCAAACCAGCCAUCCUCGGGACAAGGACCCUUGGCCGUUCGAUUUCGUGAAGCAGAAAUUCAGAAAAUUGUUGACGUCUUCGGAACGUGUAGACCAACUCAUUACUCAAUAUUAUGAUAGCGGUCGUUUUACCGUCAUCCCGCGGCCUUUGAUAGUCGACCCGAUCUCCGCGCUUCUUUGCGAGUUGAGUGCGAGUCAGAAUGCAGAAGCGAUUUUGGAUCAUCAUCUUGAAAAUGCCAGACGAAAUCUACACAAGAGAUUUCCAUCCCUCUCGACUCAUACAACAGUUCCUGACUUCCUUGGAUAUUUCAAUGCUGAAAAUCUUCGACUGGAGUUUGUUGGCCUCAUAUUUGCUCUCGCGGGAGUCGCCGUUUUCUAUAGCCAGCAGAACCUUGCUGCAGAAAUGUACACUGCCAGCAAGGUCUGCGUCGGAAUCUGUGAGGAAUACAAUCAGGUGAAUGAUCUUACCGUUUGGUCGCGGUAUAUGAACUUUAUUUUAGCAUCGAUUCUUUUUGGAGACGCAAGUAAUAUUCUAUACCACCGAGCCAACGAAUUUACGGCCGAAUUAUUCGUCAUGGGUUUCCAUCGGCUCAUAUCCUCGCCACCUGAUGUUCCUUUCUUCAUCCUGGAGACCCGCAAGAGAAUUUUUGCGUCGGCCGUUACUAUGGACAAAAGUCUUUCUACUUUCCUUGACGAUGAAGAGGUCUUGUUUGAGAGCAGGCGACUCGAUGCGGCUUUGCAAGACCUUGACCGGGAUGGGUGGAAGUGUCCUAAUGGAAAAGAUAAGCCCAUCCGGCCAGCCAGUUUGAUUCGACUUCGGUACCAACAAGCUCACCUUCGUGACAAGAUCCUACACCUGUCAUUGGGGAACAGGACGAAGACUUCCUCGGAAAAACUCUCGACUUUGUACGGAGAGUAUCAGGAAGCGUGGUCAAUGGUCCCACCGCAAUACCGCUACAACGAAAGCGUCUGGGAAACGUCGAACCCGCAAUUAUGCGUGGCACUUUUGAUUGUUCAUCUAGACUAUCUUUACAGUGGUUUCUUGAUCGAACGAAUGCUCACUCAAGAUGGUCAAAUGACUAAGACUUGCCUCCUGGCAACAUCAGCGAAGCUGCUUUCGGGCGUACUUGAGUUCGUCCAGCAGCAACAUUGCUAUCCUGAAUUACGCGAGCGGUUUACAUGGAUGUUCCUUUUUUACGGCCUUCCAGGUGCUGGGACCCUUGCCACCGAACUUCAUCAUAGCACUCUUCGCGGACUCCCAUUACAAACCUCUAUACCUUGCGCCAAUAUCAUCCGCGAUUUGAGUGUAUUACUGGCAUGGUUCGAGUGCAAAUGCUUUCCCGAUCGGCCUGACUUUCUCGUCUGUGUUCAGAUUAGCAAAGUCAUUGGUGCUCUUUUGGAUGAUACAUUGAACAAGGGGGGACCUCCAUCUCAGAUGGCAAUUCCACUGGAAAAGCAGCAGCCAAAUCAGGACGCGCCGAGCUUAUCUCAUCCUCGUCCUGAAAGCCACAGCCACCAUGCGAUGGUCCAGCCGCUUCCUGACGCAAUGACAAGUCAAGACUUUCUUAACUGGUUUGACGAUCUGGUGUGGGACGACCCCUCCAUGAACUUUGACUCCAUCGGUUAA
Aspergillus lentulus is the source of this 1656-nucleotide messenger RNA. RefSeq names its product fungal specific transcription factor domain-containing protein. The record is from RefSeq and is a predicted model, not a curated record. Gene Ontology annotation, cellular component: nucleus. NCBI's taxonomy places the organism in Eukaryota, Fungi, Ascomycota, Eurotiomycetes, Eurotiales, Aspergillaceae.